Trichomycterus rosablanca is the source of this 1485-nucleotide messenger RNA. RefSeq names its product glucosamine-6-phosphate deaminase 1 (gene gnpda1). The record is from RefSeq and is a predicted model, not a curated record. The transcript has 6 exons. Gene Ontology annotation, molecular function: glucosamine-6-phosphate deaminase activity; identical protein binding. Gene Ontology annotation, cellular component: cytoplasm. Bases 114 to 923 code for a protein of 269 amino acids. NCBI's taxonomy places the organism in Eukaryota, Metazoa, Chordata, Actinopteri, Siluriformes, Trichomycteridae. Gene Ontology annotation, biological process: N-acetylneuraminate catabolic process; carbohydrate metabolic process; N-acetylglucosamine catabolic process.
CUCACUCACUUUUAUGAGGCUAAAGUCUGAAACAGACAGAACUACACUACAGUCUGAUUAUUACAACUUAUUUUAACCCGGUUAGACUAGAUAACUGAAACAGAGUAACAGAAAUGAAGCUAAUUAUACUGACAGAUUAUGAUAAAGCCAGCGAGUGGGCAGCCAAGUACAUCCGAAAUAAAAUAAUCCGAUUUAAUCCAGGUCCGGACAGGUUCUUUACUCUCGGCCUUCCGACAGGCAGUACUCCACUUGGAUGCUAUAAAAAGCUGAUUGAGUGUUAUAAAAAGGGAGAAAUAUCAUUUCAGUAUGUGAAGACUUUUAACAUGGAUGAGUAUGUAGGUCUACCCAGAGAUCACCCAGAAAGUUAUCACUCCUUCAUGUGGAACAACUUCUUUAAGCACAUCGACAUUAGAUCAGAGAACACACAUAUUCUAAAUGGCAAUGUUCCAGAUCUGCAGAAGGAAUGUGAUGACUUUGAGGAGAAGAUUAAAGCCGCUGGGGGGAUUGAUCUUUUCGUUGGUGGUAUUGGACCUGAUGGUCAUAUUGCUUUCAAUGAGCCUGGCUCUAGUCUUGUGUCUAGAACCCGGGUGAAGACCUUGGCUAUGGACACCAUCCUGGCCAAUGCUCGUUUCUUUGAUGGAGAUCUGUCCCAAGUCCCUACCAUGGCUCUCACUGUUGGAGUCGGUACAGUGAUGGAUGCUCGUGAGGUGAUGAUUCUUAUUACUGGUGCACACAAAGCAUUCGCCCUUUAUAAAGCCAUAGAAGAAGGUGUAAACCACAUGUGGACGGUCUCAGCGUUUCAGCAACACCCUCAAACCAUCUUUGUGUGCGAUGAGGAUGCAACACAAGAGCUGCGGGUCAAGACCGUGAAAUACUUUAAAGGAAUGAUGCAUGUGCAUAAUAAACUGGUGGAGGAACCUUGAUUUAGUAGCUGAAAUGAGAAGAAGAGACAGCGUUCCUGCAGUAAAGAAAUGUGAUUGGAAAUCAUGGCAGGUUACGCAGAUGUGUAACAAUUUUAUUAUGAUGUUAAGUAAUGUUUUAUAUUUUGAUUAUUAUUCUACUAGUACAUUAUAGCUUAAUUUCUUUAUUUUAAAAUGUUGACAAACAUGUAUAAGUGAGAAGAACUCAUGGGCUCUGAUGAUUCAUCAGUUGCAUAAUGCUGUGCUAUACACUUCAUAUGCUGGGUCCCCUAACUCCAUUGAGACUUGUUUUACUUAUGUGACCACACUUAUUGUUUAAGGGACUAAGACAACACACCACUACUCCCUUCACCAACAGCAUUCUGAUUGCUGCUGUUUACACGUAAAUCUGAUAUUGCCACAAGUUGCAGUAGAAAUUAAGAUUAAUUAACUUUUCUAGAUCUUGUAAGCACUAACAAAUGUAUGUUUAAAACUUUCCUUUACUGACUGUAACAAAAGUGACCUUACGUUUGCAAUUCCUUUAUAUGUUUUACUUAAUAAAUACUUAAUUUUUUGUAUAAAUUGA